Molecule: messenger RNA, 485 nt
Organism: Closterium sp. Naga37s-1
Lineage: Eukaryota; Viridiplantae; Streptophyta; Zygnematophyceae; Desmidiales; Closteriaceae
Source: the annotation of a GenBank genome assembly
AACGCUGGCAGUACGUGCAGCAGCAGCUGGCGAUCAUUCGCAGCCAAAUACCACCACCGGCGUUCAAAUUCCCCCCAGCACAACUGCAGUCAGCGUGGCGGAAAGCAACACCAUCAGCACCAUCAUUGGUGGAUGCCGGAGAGUCUGCGGGAGGGGAAACGCCCCUAGGGAGGGAUAGCACUCGACAGGAUUCUCCUCACAGCAAACCAGGGCUUUUUUGGCCCCAAAAACCAGCACUAAUCAUACCAGCAACGGGGAACACAGAACGGCCAAUGACCACGAAGGAGGAUACAGUGAAUCUGGACAAGGGCGGUGAGGAGCAGCGCACAGACGAGUGGUUCACACUGAGAGCCAACCGGCUGACAGCCAGCGCGUUUGAGAAGGCCGUGGGGUUCUUCCCAGGGGGCCGGCAGCAGCUGUGGGAAGAAAAGCUGGGGCUGCGGGCGCCGUUUGCCGGGAAUGAGGCGACCGCGUGGGGCAUGUGA